CCGUGAUCGUUAAGCUGCACUUGGACAAGAUCUCAUCAUGUCUUCAUCUGACGAAGGAAAGCUUUUUGUUGGAGGUCUGAGCUUUGAUACCAAUGAGCAGAGUAUGGAAGAUGUAUUUGGUAAAUACGGACAAAUCUCUGAAGUGGUUGUGGUGAAGGAUCGGGAGACAAAAAGAUUGCGUGGUUUUGGCUUUGUCACAUUUGAUAAUGCUGAUGAUGCAAAAGAUGCCAUGGCGGGUAUGAAUGGGAAGACUGUGGAUGGUCGUCAGAUUCGGGUUGAUCAGGCUGGGAAGUCCUCAAAUGACAGAAGAGGAGGCUACAGAGGCGGUUCAUCUGGAGGAGGAAGAGGGUUCUUCCGUGGAGGUAGAGGCCGUGGUGGUGGUGGAGGAUAUGAUGGAAGCAGCCGGUUUGAAGGCGGCAGCCGAAGUGGAGGCUAUGGUGGUGGCGGUGGAUCCCGGGAUUAUUAUGGCAGCAGUGGCAGGAGUCAAAGUUACGGUGAUCGCUCAGGAGGAAGCUCAUACAGAGACGGUUAUGACAGCUACACCUCACACAACGAUUAAAAUGCCUUCCUGACUCAAGAUCGUCCUUCCAAUGGCUAUUUAUAAAGAUUUUUGGAGCUUCGCUGAAUCAAUAUGUACUAUUUUGUUCUAUUUGUCUUCACCUUUCUAUAAACAUAUUUGAUAACUGCCUCAAACCGUG
Molecule: messenger RNA, 698 nt
Organism: Rana temporaria (common frog)
Lineage: Eukaryota; Metazoa; Chordata; Amphibia; Anura; Ranidae
Product: cold-inducible RNA-binding protein B-like
Exons: 1
Coding region: 38-559 (173 amino acids)
Biological process (GO): positive regulation of mRNA splicing, via spliceosome
Cellular component (GO): spliceosomal complex
Molecular function (GO): RNA binding
Source: RefSeq, a predicted model, not a curated record